AUGGUCUUCGCUUCAGCAGCAGAGAACGAGGGGGCCCCCGAAGGGGGCCCCCAGGCAGCUACAUCUGCUGCUGCAACUCCUGCUGCAGCAGCUCCUGCUGCAGCAGCUCCAGCUGCAGCAGCUCCUACUGCAGCAGCCCCUGCUGCAGCAGCUUCUACUGAAGCAACGCCUGCUACAGCAGCUCCAGCUGCAGCAGCUCCUGCUGCUGCAUCGGGCCCUGCUGCUCCCGUUGUUGCUGCAGCAGCUCCUGCUGCUCCUGUUUCUGCUGCUCCUGUGGCUGCGCCUGCACCGCCAGCUGCUUCUGCUGCUGAGGGGCACCCUCAAGGGGCCCAUGCCGGUGCAGGUGCCCCUGCAGCAGCAGCAGCUUCUACACACAAGCAGCAGCCUGUAGCAGCAGCACCAGCAGCAGCAGCACCGGCGCCACCUUGGGUAUCUGGGGCCCCCCUGCAUGCAGAGAGUUCAGGGGCCCCAGGGUAUUCAUACCCUCCUAAUGGAGCAGGGGGUCCCCCGGGGCCCCCCCCCUUUGCCUUUUACCCAUAUGCUGCUCCCCCGUACGUCCCUGCAGCAUAUACACCCUAUGGAUACACCUGGGGGCCCCAUGGGGGCCCCUAUAUGCAGCUUCCUGCUGCAGUAGGACCCUUUCCAGCAGCACAAGUGUACGCGCCGUCUGCUGCUACUGCUGUGCAGCAGCAGCAGCAGCAGCAACAACAGCAGCAGGAACAGCCGCAGAAGCACGAUCAGCAGCAACAACGCAGCAGCCACGAUGAUGCCGCUCCCACUGAAGCAGCAGCAGCUGCAGCAGCAGCAGCAGCAGCAGCAAGAGAGGAGAAGCUGGCCAAUGGUGUCCGCUUUCUGUCUCACCCAGCGAUAUCUGGCGCUGCUGGAGGGGUUAAGAGAGAAUUUCUGAGGCGUAAAGGAUUUACUGUUGAAGAAAUAGAUGAGGCCUUCGCUCGGCUGCAGCAGCAGCAGCAGAUGCAGCAGCAGCAGCAGCAGAUGGAACAGCUGCAGCUGCAGCAGCAGCAGCAGCAGAUGCACCAGCAGGAGCAAGACCUGCAGCACCGAAGCCCCGAGCACUUCCGAUGCCGCAGGCGAAACAGACGAAGGGCCAGCAGGGAGGCUACUGCUGCCGCUGCUGCUGCUGCUGCUGCAGCAGAACCGGCCCCUGCUGCUGCUGCUCAGCAGCAAGAACGGCUGCUGCAGCAACAGCGAGAGCUGACGGUGCAGGUGCAGCAGCAAACGGAGGCCUUGCGCUCCCUGUCUCAAACGCUGCAUUCCCUGCUGCUGCAGCAGCCGCCGCCGCAGCAGCAGCAGCAGCAAGAGCAGCAGCAAGACCUCACGCCUCGCAAACCGCUCCCUGUGUUUCGGCCGCGGCUUGUGGAGAUGGCUGUUGAAGCGCCCGAGCAGCAGCAGCAGCAGCAACAAGACCAACCAGCUGCUUCUGCAUUUGUCGAAGAAGCCCCAGCAGCAGCAGAUUCGGUAGCAGUAGCAGCAGCAGGAUCUGAGGGCCUAGUAGCAUCCCCACAGCUGUCAUCCGAAGCAGCAUCCGCAGCAGCAACAGCAGCAGCAUUGCAAGCUGCGGCGGAUGCAGCAGCAGCAGCAGCAGCGGCAGAUAGAAGCAGCCUGCAGCAGGCGGUGUCGGAGUUUGCUGCUGCAUGCGCAGAACGCUUGGGGCCUGCGGCUCGGAAGCCGCUAGGCACUCUCCUGCUAAUGCUGAGAAAUUUGCGUUCGGCAGUUACAGCACAAGACCGCCUGCGCUACGGCCGAGUAAACUCCACAGCUCCGCGUUUUAAAGCUGCAUGCGUAGUGCGGGGUGUACAGAUAUUUCAAGGGGACAUUGAGAAGGUUGCAGAGUGCUGCACGCUGUUAGAGAGGGAAUUUGCUGCUGCUGCUCCUGCUACAGCUGCUGCUGCUCCUGCUACAGCUGCUGCUGCUCCUGCUACAGCUGCUGCUGCUCCUGCUGCUGGUAGUGCUGCAGAGCCCUUACAAAACGGAGGCGAAGAGGGCCCCUCUCUUGGUGGCCCCUCAGAUGCCGCCUUUGGGUGGAGUUGCAACACGUGGCUGCCGCAGCAAGGCGAACCGUGGCAUGCCGCAGCAGCAGCAAAAGCAGCAGCAACAACAGCAGCAGUAGCAGGUGCAGUAAAACCCACAGAUAAACAGGCUUCAGAGGCGGUGAUCGAUGUGGAAGCAGCAGCAAAGUCGUCAUAUGAACAUGAAGACCAGCAGCAACGGCAGCAACAGCAGCAAGGACAACUGCAGCAACUGCAGCAGCAACAGCACGAAGACGCCACCGCGCCCAGAGCGGCCGUCGUGGUUGGGGAGGAGGUAUUGCAUGCAGCAGCAGCGGCAAGUGCUUCCGAUGCUGCAGCAGCACAUAGCGAAGAGCCUGCUGAAGGGGAUCCCCCGGCAGCAGGAGCGUCAGCAGCAGCUGCAGCAGCAGAAGAGCCUCAAGGAGCAUUUGGAGCUGGCGGCAGCAGCAGUGACAACGAUGAUGCGGGCAGCAGCAGCGCAGCAGCACCGAGCAGCAGUAGCAGCAACUGCUACAGCACGAACUGCUACAGCAGCAGCAGCAGCAACAGCAGCAGCAACUGCUGCGAGAACAGCAGCAAGAGCAACAGCUGCAGUGGUGUAAGAAGAAGCUCUUGCAUAGAGACGCAGAGCCAGAGUCAGGCUUCUAGGCGUAGCAGCUUUAGGGCUGAUGUUGCUUCUGCUGCUACCAGCAGCAGCAGCACUUCAGUUUCCCCUGUGCCGCUGUCACCUGUCACCUUUCAGCAUGAGCAGCAGCAGCAACAGCAACACCAAAAGCAGCAGCAGCAGCAGAAGCAGGGGCAGGAGCAGGAGGGGUACUCAGCAGCAGACGCAUGCAAUGCAGAAGCCCAGCCGCAGUGCCUGUACACCUACAGCAGCGACACAGCAACGCAGCAAACUAGAGAAGCUUCUCCCGUUGCUGCUGUUGCUGCAGAUAUAACUCAAGAAGCCUUUGGGGCCUCGUGGGCCCCCCCGCAUGCACUGCAAGUUCUGCCGUAG
Messenger RNA from Eimeria acervulina, 3024 nucleotides. RefSeq lists its product as hypothetical. The transcript is spliced from 5 exons. The record is from RefSeq and is a predicted model, not a curated record. Bases 1 to 3024 code for a protein of 1007 amino acids. Lineage: Eukaryota; Apicomplexa; Conoidasida; Eucoccidiorida; Eimeriidae.